Molecule: messenger RNA, 984 nt
Organism: Exophiala viscosa
Lineage: Eukaryota; Fungi; Ascomycota; Eurotiomycetes; Chaetothyriales; Herpotrichiellaceae
Product: HotDog domain-containing protein
Exons: 1
Coding region: 1-984 (327 amino acids)
Biological process (GO): fatty acid beta-oxidation
Cellular component (GO): peroxisome
Molecular function (GO): enoyl-CoA hydratase activity; 17-beta-hydroxysteroid dehydrogenase (NAD+) activity; (3S)-3-hydroxyacyl-CoA dehydrogenase (NAD+) activity
Source: RefSeq, a predicted model, not a curated record
AUGGCCGUGAAUCCCAGCGAUAUCCCUGUCCAAAACAGUUCAGGAAGAUACGACAACGUCGACUUCAAAAAAGCGACGGGCUUUGAAUACCCACCAAUCAAAUGUAGCUAUAACCGACGAGAUGUCCUCAUCUUCGCAAAUGCGAUCGGGAUACCAAGCGAAGAACUUCAUUUCAUGUAUGAGCUCGAUCCUCACUUUUCAGUAUUUCCGACAUUCGCAUCCAAUCUAGCGUUCAAGCAGACCGACCAUGAUGUCUUCGACUUUAUUCAACGGACAACUACGACUCCUGUACCAGGCGUGCCCCCUGCAGAUCCGCAGAGGUCAGUCGAUGGGGAACGAGGUAUUGAGAUUGUACGCCCAUUGCCCACAAGCUCUGAAGGACUGGACCUGGAAAUCCGGGGAAAGGUACUCGGUGUGUAUGACAGAGGCGGAAAUAUGAUCCUUGAAGCAGAGCAGUCGCUCUUGGAUGUCAAAACGAAUACCGUAUACACUAAGAUGUCUUCCACUGCAUUCUGUGUAGGUCAGGGUGGAUAUGGUGGGCCGCGAGGACAGAGUAAGCCUGUUAUCAAGGUGCCUGAAACCAAACCAGAUGCCGUCCAUCUAUAUAAUACACUACCAGAGCAAGCUGCGUUAUAUCGUCUCUGUGGAGACUACAAUCCACUACAUGCAGACGGUGAGUUCGGGAAGAGGGCUGGGUUUAAGGGGAAGAUACUCCAGGGUCUGUGCACGUGGAACAUAGCAGCCCAUGGGAUCUUACAGAAACUAGGAGGGUCUGACCCUAGUCGCUUCAAGUCAUUCACGGCCAGAUUCAAAAGCGUUGUGUACCCGGGGGAUAUUCUCGAAACGAGAAUGUGGAAGACAUCGACUCAUACUGACCUCGAGCAUAUUAACUUCGAGACUAUUGUCAAAGGUGACGGGAGGGUAGCCCUUUCUAACGGCUACGCCAUUCUUCGGCGGCCUGGAGGUCACAGCAGUAAGAUUUAG